AUGUCGGCAACAUCAGACGCUGUCAAGCGCGAAGCCGAUGCGCAGUCAUCGCCCUCGCGCGAUAAGCCCUCGACUUCGAUCCCGACCAAGGCAGAGGACUCUGAGCAACCCAAGCUCAGCCGUUCUCGACGCGACUCCUCUCCGCUGUCCGACGUAUCUCAGAAGGGGGAUGUUCGUUCCGCCAAAGAAGAUUCAGCCGACGAUAUGGACGAGGACCAAGAAGAUGAUGAUGACGAAGACGACGAUGAUGAUGAUGACCACAGCAGGGCAGACAACUCCAAGCCUAGUCACCAGCAGCUCGAACGCGUCCGAGCACUUUCGCCAACCUCGUCAAGGAACAGCUCUCCCUCCCGGUCCUCGGUCAAGCCAGACCGCAAGCACCUCCUCGAAGCCGAGAGCGAUCCAGACCUCUAUGGUCUCCGAAGAUCCGGCCGUGCCAGCAGAAAGUCCUACACCGAUCCCAACGAGGAAGGCGCCGACUCCGACGACGCCGAUGCUUCCGUCUCCUCCAGACGUCGUCAUCUCGUCAAAGGCGGUCGCGCCUCGAUUCGUAGCUCGGUGCAGGCCAGCGAUGACGACGGUGCCGACGACGACGAUGACGAAGAUGAGGACGAUGGCGAUGAGGACGACGAGUUUGGCCCUGCCAAGUCCAAGAAGAAGCGCAAGCAAAUCCGCUCAGCUGCUGCUCGGCUCUCCUCUGCCGACCUUGAGGCCUCUCGCGUCUCGAGCAGGAACGGCAGGCGCAUCCCCAACUACACGGACGACUAUGCUGAUCUCGGCGACGACGACCCUUUCGAAGACGAGGCCGACGAGCAGGCACAGAGACAGGCCGAGCAAGCUGGUGACAUCGAGGAGGAGGAUGUCAUCGAAGGUAUCGUAGGCCACGAACGACACGAAGAUCGUCUCGCCGACAAAGAGGACAUCCCCACCCAAAAUCUGCGCUUCAUCGUCAAGUGGAAAGGCUACUCUCAUCUCCACGACACGCACGAGACCUAUGACUUUCUCAAGCGCUACAAGGGCUUCAAGCGAGUCGACAACUACAUCAAGUCCGUCUUCCUUCGCGAGAAGGCCCUCCUAGCUGACCCGAGCGUCUCUCGCGAGGACAUUGAAGCGCUUCAGAUCGAAAAGGAGAGGCAAGUCGAGCUCAUCGAGAGCUUCAAGACCGUGGAGCGCAUCAUCGCGCAGCGCGACAACGAAGCCAACAAGGAGAUCGCGUAUCCGCAUCUUGCCUUCCUCGUCAAGUGGAAGGGCCUGCCGUACAGCGAUUGCACCUGGGAAGCAGAGGAAGAGAUCAAGGAGAUCGCUCAGGACGCCAUCGCCGCCUACCUCAAGCGCUCUGCCUCCAACACCGUCCCUUGGCGCUCGCAGAACUUCUCGCAGGGACGUCCCAAGUACACGCGCAUGACCGAGCAGCCUGCCUUCAUCAGCGCAGGAACUCUCAAGGAUUUCCAGAUGACCGGUCUCAACUGGCUCGCCUAUCUCUGGAGCAAGAACGAAAACGGCAUCCUCGCCGACGAGAUGGGUCUGGGCAAGACGGUUCAGACCGUGUCGUUCCUCUCGUACCUCUUCCACUCAUGCUAUCAAUACGGACCCUUCCUGGUCGUCGUGCCGCUGUCGACGCUGCCGGCCUGGAUGAACCAGUUCGAGCACUGGGCACCCGACCUCAACGUCAUCGCCUACAUGGGCAACAGUGCCAGCCGAGACAUGAUCCGCGAGUACGAGUUUGGCCCUCCCAAGAAAAUGAAGUUCAACGUUCUGGUCACCACCUACGAGUUUAUUCUCAAGGACCGUGCCGAGCUCGGCGGCAUCAAGUGGCAGUACUUGGCCGUCGAUGAAGCUCAUCGACUCAAGAACUCGGAAGCACAGCUCUACGAGGCGCUCAACAGCUUCCAUGCUGCUGGCAAGCUGCUCAUCACCGGCACGCCGCUCCAGAACAAUGUCAAGGAACUCAUCGCCCUGCUGCAUUUCCUCCGACCCGAUCAAUUCGACCUUGAUGUCGACUUUGACAUCAACGACGUGGACCAGACCGUCAUCAAGGAGUUGCACGAGAAGCUCGACAACGUCAUGCUCAGGCGUCUCAAGAAGGAUGUCGUCAAGGAGCUCCCCACCAAAUCCGAAAAGAUUCUUCGAGUCGAAAUGUCGGCCAUGCAGCAGAGAAUGUACAAGGCCAUCCUCACGCGCAACUACUCGCUGCUCAGCGGCGCAAGUACAGCCCAGUUCUCGCUCCUCAACAUCGCAGUCGAGCUCAAGAAGGCGUCGAAUCACCCGUACCUCUUUGACGGGACCGAAGCCAUCUCGGAUAGUCGCGAAGAGACGCUGAAGGGACUCGUCAUGCACAGCGGCAAGAUGGUCCUGCUCGACAAGCUCUUGGCACGACUCAAGGCCGACGGACACCGUGUGCUCAUCUUCAGUCAGAUGGUCCGAAUGCUCGACAUCCUGUCCGACUAUAUGUCCCUUCGCGGCUACAUUCAUCAGCGCCUCGACGGCACCGUCUCGUCCGACAUCAGGAAGAAGGCCAUCGAGCACUUCAACGCCGAGGGCUCGCCCGACUUUGCCUUCCUGCUCUCGACCCGUGCCGGUGGUCUGGGCAUCAACCUCGAGACUGCCGACACGGUCAUCAUCUUUGACAGCGACUGGAACCCGCAGAACGACCUGCAGGCCAUGGCGCGAGCUCAUCGACUCAACUCCAAGUUCCACGUCAGCGUCUUCCGCCUGCUCACCAAGGACACGGUCGAAGAAGACGUGCUGGAGCGUGCCAAGCGCAAGAUGGUGCUCGAGUACGCCAUCAUCCACCAGAUGGACACCUCUGGAACCAACUUUGCGCCCAAAGGCUCCGCAAAGAACUCGCAGCAGUUUAGCAAGGAGGAGCUCGGAGCCAUUCUCAAGUUCGGCGCGCAAAACAUGUUCAAGAGCGAGAACGAGGACGGUCAGCAGAAGAAGCUCGACGAGAUGGAUCUGGACGACAUCCUCUCCCACGCCGAGGCUCACGAGACGGAGGUGGAUCCUACGGGCAGUUCCGCCGGUGGUCAGGAAUUCCUCAAAUCGUUCGCUCAGGUGCAAGACUUCAAAGCGGAUGUGAGCUGGGACGACAUCAUUCCGCUGGAGGAGCGCCAGAAAGUGGAAGAGGAGGAGCGCAAAAAGGCGGUCGAGGAGGCUGCCGCAGCUGCCAGCUCUUCGCGAAGGCGCGCUGCUGCUCAAGUGGCCCCUGGUGCCUACGACAACGGCGAAGGCGACGAUCGAGCCACGUCUCCUGGUGCCUCCAAAGAUGCCGCCAAGCGUUCGCGAAAGACAGCAGCACAGCGCUCUGUCGAGAUGAAGGAGCGCGACCUGCGUGUGCUCAUCCGCGGCAUCCAGCGAUGGGGUGACAUUCGAUACAAGGGGGAGCCCAUCAUCAAGGAGGGCAAGCUGCAGGACAAGAACCGACAGGUCCUUUAUCAGAUCUCGGACGAGCUGGUCAAGACGUGCGAAGAUGCCGUCGCCGAGCACCAGGCCUUCAUGAAGGGCAAGCAGGAGCGAGGCGAAGAGAUCUCGUCUGCGCUCCGACAAAAGGCGGUCCUGGUGUCGUGCCGCGGUAUCACAGGUAUCAACGCCGAGACGGUGCUCAUUCGACACUACGACUUGCGUCUGCUUUCCGAGACGCUGGACAACGCUGAGGAGCCGCUGGACUGGCGUGUCCCAUCCGAGCAUCUCAAGGCCACGCUCAACUGGGCCGGUGGCUGGGAUGCUAAGGACGACGCCAUGCUUUUGGUCGGUAUCUGGAGGUACGGCUUCGGUGCCUGGGAGCAGAUCGAGACGGACCCGGAUCUCGGCAUGGAAGGCAAGUUCUUCCUGGAAGAGGGCAAGAAAGCCAACCAAGAGCCGCACGCAGCCGAGAAGGACGCCCCUCGAAGCGGCACUUCGGGUCCACCUCAAGGCAAGCCCCGACCUAUCCCCAACGCGAUCCACCUCGUUCGUCGAGGUGACUACCUGCUCAAGGUGUUGCGCGAGUACGACGACAAUGCAAAGGCGUAUCAGAAGAGUCUUGCGGAAGGAGGACCAAAGAGCAGCAAGAAGGCGCGAAAGAGCACCUCGCCGACCAACUCGCCUGCUCCUGCGGGCAAAGCGGGACGAGCGAGCGGAGGUGGUGCUGCGUCGGACAAGAAGCGACCUGCUCCCGUCUACUCGUCGGACUCGGACGACGAGGAAUACGCGAGCAUGGACGAAGCCGAGUGCAAGGAGCUGAUGCGACCGUGCAAGAAGCAGCUCAAGCGUUUGCGUGACGGCACGGAUCACCUCGAACGCGAUCAAAAGGUGACGGUGCUCAAAGAAUGCCUGUCGGCGAUCGGUGGUCACAUUGACCAUCUGCUAGAGAGCAAGUUUGCGAGCUUGUCGGCCAAGGAGAAGAAUCGAUGGUUCCAUCACUUGUGGGCAUUCAGUGCAUUCUUCUGGCCGAAGAAGGUCAAGCCUUCGAAGCUGCGGGCCAUCUUCAACAAGCUCGUCAUGAACGGACCUGCAGCAUCGACGCCCACACCAGCGCCGACGACCGGAACACCAGCAGCACCGACAAAGGCAUCGACACCAGCAGGGGGAGCCACGGGUGGCGGAGCAGCAUCGCCCGCACCCAGCGCGCGAGUCAAGUCGGAAUCGGUUGCAGCCGAAGGAACGGGCGAGAACGGAUCGGCUCACCACCCCGCUGCUUCGAGCGAUGUCAAGCGAAAAGCCAACCCGCUGCAGGAUGCACCGAUCCCCAAGAAGCCACGCACGUCGAUGGAGCCAUCGUCUAGUGGCGGUGGUCGCGGUGGCUACGGCAACGGAUACAGCGGCUCGCCCAGCGGCGCCAACCUGCCUUACCCUCCCUCGUACUACCCGCCGCCACCACCGCAGCAAUCAGGCGGUUAUGGUGCUGGUGCUGGUGCAGGUGGACACGGACACGGCAGCCACCACGCUCCUCCGCCGCCACCGCCUGCGCACCACUACGGAGGUGGACGCGAGCCUUACCCGCCCGGCUACGGUGAUCGUCGCGAUUCGCCAUACCGCGAGGGACGAGACCGUGAAUAUCGGGAUGGCAGGUACGCCUACCCGCCACCUCCGCCUCCGCCCGGUGGAGCUGGCUACGGAGGAUACCAGUCGUACCCACCGCCUCCUCCCCCUCCGUCGUCGCAUGGAUACGACUACCGUCGUUGA
This is a messenger RNA of Kalmanozyma brasiliensis GHG001, 5163 nucleotides long. Its product is annotated as protein of unknown function DUF4208. Gene Ontology annotation, biological process: regulation of transcription by RNA polymerase II; nucleosome organization. The record is from RefSeq and is a predicted model, not a curated record. Gene Ontology annotation, molecular function: ATP-dependent chromatin remodeler activity; ATP binding; histone binding. Gene Ontology annotation, cellular component: nucleus; chromatin. The transcript has a single exon. Lineage: Eukaryota; Fungi; Basidiomycota; Ustilaginomycetes; Ustilaginales. Bases 1 to 5163 code for a protein of 1720 amino acids.